This is a messenger RNA of Ruditapes philippinarum (Manila clam), 9317 nucleotides long. RefSeq names its product polypeptide N-acetylgalactosaminyltransferase 11-like. The coding region runs from base 244 to 1737 and encodes 497 amino acids. NCBI's taxonomy places the organism in Eukaryota, Metazoa, Mollusca, Bivalvia, Venerida, Veneridae. Gene Ontology annotation, biological process: regulation of Notch signaling pathway. The transcript is spliced from 10 exons. Gene Ontology annotation, molecular function: Notch binding. Gene Ontology annotation, cellular component: Golgi apparatus. The record is from RefSeq and is a predicted model, not a curated record.
GCUAUCUAUAUUUGGAAUAUCAGCCACUGUGAAAACAUUAUAUCAACAUUUUACCUAUACAGACAUGUGAAAUUUAAAUAUAGUUACAAAUCUCAACUUGCCGACAAACUUGACAAAAUCCUUGCAUUUAAUACCAAUCCUUCAGCAAUAUUUUAUGAUCUAUAUGAACGCUCCCCAUUAUACAAUGACCUGAAGGAAUUAGACAGGAAGGCCAUAACUAAUGACAAUGCCAGGGAGUUUCUUAUGAAACCAAACACAGCUUUAAACUAUAAGACUCACGGGAUUAACGUUGGAUUAAGUGAUCUGGUAGCUUUAAACAGACAAGUUCCCGAUUCAAGACCAUACGGGUGUUCAGACAUUGAGUAUCCAUCUGACUUGCCAACAGUUGGCAUUGUAAUUCCUUUCCAUAAUGAAUGGCCAUCACUUCUGCUAAGAACUAUUUUCAGCAUUAUCAAUAGAACUCCAAAACAUUUACUGAAAGAAAUAGUUCUAAUUGAUGAUUGCAGUAACCUGCCCAGUCUCCAAGCCCAUUUUCAAGGUCUAUUGGAGAAGUAUUUUCCGAAAAAUCUUAUCAAGUUAAAAAGAUUGAGGAGUAGGUCAGGAUUAAUUGUAGCUAGAAUGGAAGGACUGAAACUUGUUACAGCUGAUUGUGUCUCCUUCUUUGACAGUCACAUGGAAGUGAAUGAAAAUUGGUUGCCUCCCCUUUUAACAGAGAUCAAGAAGAAUCCAAAGACGGUUGCCAUGACGCAGUUAGAUUACAUCAACAAGGAUUCGUUAUCUUAUGAUUUUGAUGUAGGAUAUCGUACACGAUAUGGAUUCGAUUGGAGACUUUUAUUUUUUGAGACGUUCUUCAGAGCAGACACGUUGGAUGGGAAGACAGAUACUGAUCCUGUACCAGGAGUUGUAAUGGUAGGACCUGGUGCUGUGGUAAAUGUGCAAUAUUUUAAAGAGCUUGGUGGAUUUGAUACUGGCAUGAAAAUCUGGGGAGGAGAAAAUCUCGAGUUUCCAUGGAGAGUAUGGUUGUGUGGUGGACAGAUGAUUCAUGUUCCUUGUUCAAGGACUGGACAUAUAGCAAGGUCUCAGCCAUAUCAUUUCCCUAAUGGAAGACAGGACACUGAAAACCAUAACUAUAAACGAGCAAUAGAAGUAUGGAUGGACGAUUAUAAAGAAUAUGUAUAUGAAGCUAAUCCAUUAAUUAGGUCAGUUGAUGCUGGAGAUCUUACAGAAAGAUUGGAAUUGAAAAACCGUCUUCAAUGUAAGCCAUUUAAAUGGUUCCUAGACAAUAUCUGGCCAGAACUAAAUGCAUAUAAAGAGAAUAAUCAAGCAUGGGGCUUUGUACAGAACAGUGCUACUGGUUCAAACAUGUGUCUAGAUAAUGAUGAUUACCUGUUUUCUAUACCCAACCCUGUCAAAGUUAAACCAUGUUCAGAAAAUGUCAUUUAUCAGAUGUUUUCCCUUACUGCUGAAAAUUUAUUUCGUUCAUUAUUGCAAUGUGUGAUUGUCAAGGGAACAUUCCUUAGUGAUAAACAACCAAAACUUCAAGGUUGCUUUGAGGGGCCCCAUGAAACUUGGACACACAGCGGACCUGGACUGUUGAAACAUGAUAAUUCAGAGCUGUGUUUAGAACUGACCAGGUCUCUGUAUCUAGUGAUGAACUUAUGUGAUGAGAAAUCUCCGUGGCAGAAAUGGACGUUCACACAUUACUCACCUGCUCAUAACAAACGCAUAAUUGUCUAAUAAUAAAUUUUGUAUCAUAUCUUUGAUACGCUUGCCAUUUGUAAAUAGGUCUGCAUGUACAAAUGUAUAUUGUUUCUUUUGUUAUUUUUUUUGUAUAAAUACAUGUAAAUGUAUAUAAGAGGCACUAAUAAUAUAGUCUAUAUCUUUACAACUAGUACAACUCGUUUUAGAGUUUUCACUCAAACUUAUGCAGAGGUUAAGUUAUCUUAAGUUUUUUUUCUUUCUUUGUUUUUUGAUGCGAAGAUCAUGGUUGUGUACUGUUAUAAAUUAAAUUUUUACUCAAUUGCUGCCCUUUUAUACAUAUUUAAGUACUCAUUUUUAUUUUGUUUUUAUAAGUGUAUAUAUUUCUAUUGUUUUUGUUUAUUGUUGAGAAUUGUCAUGUGUACGCAAUUAUCUAGAUACUACCAAAGUUUGAGAGAAACAAUUUUUUUCUGUGUUGGAUAUGUACAAGUACAAUGUAAAUGUAAAUACAUGUAAACUAAAGUAAUAAAAUUUAGGUGCUCCUUAGCAAGUGGUUAAGGUUGUUUCCUUGAACCACUUGCCUAUCACUGCUGUGGGUUCGAAUCUCAACAGGGACUUUGGAUUCUUUCUUUUGUGGAAGCUAUCCAUCUAGCUUACAGAAUGUCAGUGGUUCUACUUUGGUUCCAACUCUUGGCAGAGGGGCACCUGUGGUCUACAUCCACCACUUAAGCUGGAAAAUCACAAUUUAUAUACAUGUAUAUACCUUAACAGUGUUGAUGUGAUGAUAACACAUGAAAACAGAGAGAAAAUAUAAAGUAGUUGCUAAUAGCAACAGUUGUGUAAACAAAGGUUUGUAGUAAAUAGAACAAAUAAGUAUGUAACGUUUCCUUAUAAAAUGUUUAACUGCUUUUUGUUAAUGUUUACAGUUAAAUGAAGAUGGAAUUGAAAAUCUUGGUAAUUUAAUUUGGAAAAGUUUAUUUGGUACCUUAAUUGGUACAGAAUGUUCAUUUUGCUGUUUGUAAGAAUUUGUUUUCUUUUAAUAUGUUUUGUUCAUUUUUUUAAUUCAUUUAUUUAAAAGAAUCAUAAUUGUAGCUAUUCUUUUCACCUAUCAUAGAGGUCAUCAUAAAAAUGUGUUGAGAUUUUUCAUGCAAAUUUGUAUCUUAUUAAAAGGACAUAUGAGCCGUGUCACGACAAAACCAACAUAGUGUGUUUGCGACCAGCAUGGAUCCGGACCAGCCUGCGCAUCCGCGCAGUCUGAUCAGGAUCCAUGCUGUUCGCUUACAAACCCUAUUACAAGUAAAGAAACUGAUAGCGAACAGCAUGGAUCCUGAUCAGACUGCGCGGAUGCGCAGGCUGGUCUGGAUCCAUGUUGGUCGCCAACCCAUUAUGUUGGUUUUGUCGUGACGCGGCUCAUAUGUAUUCCAGGCCAGUCUGCACAUGUAUGCAGUCUGACCAUGCUUUAAACUGUUAGUAGCUCAACUUUCAUUUUGAAAUCCCUCAAAUGUUGAACUGUUUCAAAUUCAAAGCAGGGCAAAUCCGUAGGUUAAAGUUAAUUGAUUUACCUGUAUGCUACCCAUAUAUAAAUAAGGGCUGCACUUCAUAGAAAGUCUUAAGUCUGAAAUCAGUCUUUAGACCAAAACUAAGACGAUUUUGCGUUUCAAAGAAAAUGUCCUAACUUAUGAUGACUCCUAUGUUAUGACUUAAUUCCUGAAUAGCAAUGCUAAUGGGAUGGGCAUUUACAAAUUGUGAAUAAAAGGGCUUGUCAUUGUAUUUCUUAACUUUUCUCAGAAGAACGCAUUUAUUUAUAGUCUACAGUAUUUGAAUGGGGAUAAAAAAUUAAUUGAAAUGGUCUUAAGUUAGUCCCAAAGUUGUUUUUAUGUCCUAAGGCUAAGACUUAGUAUACGCGUAGGACUUUCUAUGAAACACAUCCCUGGGACUUUAACUCGGACCAUGCUAUAUUUGGCUGCUUAAACAGGGCAUGAUAAUAUUGUAGAGCUGAACAUGAUAAGGAAACAGGGACAUCUACAUUUUAAUGUUAAUUAUUUGUAUAAUGUAAACAUGUUUUAAACAUUUUACUUAAAGUUUACAGUUGUAUUUUCACAGAUAUAAUAAUUUUAAUCAAAACACAUUUAUAUGUACUUAUGUCUUUAAGACCCUCAUAUGUUUUUGAACUUUUUGAAAGUUUUCAUAAUGUGACAAAUUCUAUAAAACAAAUAUGUGUUAUUCUUAAUAAUGUAUUAUUAUUAUUGAGCCCUCUUUUUGUUAAAUUAUAAUAUUUUUGCAUUUGUUGUUAAACUGCUUAAAGAGAUCAGUUGUUGUUUUUCUAUGCAUUUAGAUAUGUAGUUUAUAUGUAUAUCUAAAAUGGCAAUUAAUCAUCAUACCAUGAAUUCACAAAGAAAAUAUCAGGAACAGGAUCAUACGAUCCUAAUUACUUUUAUUGUUUAAUGAAACUGAAAUGUAACAUGUAAGGCUAAAAUAAUAUGGUACAUAAGCAAAAUGAAACCGAUUUUUUUCUGAUAACAAUACAUGAGACUAUGUUGAGUAAUAUUGAAAAUUGUAUAUACAUGUAUAAAAAUAUGUUGAGUAAUAUUGAAUAUUAUACAUAUAUGAGAUUCUGCAAUUGAGACUUUUUGGAAGCUAUCAAGCUAGCUUACGGAACAUCUUUGGUUCUACUCAGGUGCCCAUUUUUGUCUGAAAUAAUGCACAAAUGUGCUCCAAAGUUCUUAGUCUACCAGUGAAGCUGUAAAGUCGCCAUAUGAUCUUUACUGUGUUGGUGUAACAAACUAACUAAAAAAGAUCUUGAUCCUGUUCCUUAAAUCUUAGUGAAUACUGGACCAGAAUGUCAGUGGCUUGAUAUUCCAUGUUUUUUUCUUCAUGAUGAUAAACUACAAAUGGUUGUGUCCUUUAUUAUACAAUUGUAUAUACUUGUACAUUACUGUAUAAUAAAUUCUGUGUAAUCUUUUAUUAAUUACAGAAAUCUAUUUUUAUGACAUUAUUCAUGUCAGGAUAUAUAGAUGUACAUGAAUAAGAGGUUUUUAAAUGCAUUUAAUUUUUUUAUUUCCAUAGUUAAAAAACAAAGGUGUUUACAAUUCAAUAGUGCAAUAGAACUGCAAUUCCAAUAGGUCAAUUAUGUCAAUCAAAAGCUAUACAUAGCAUAUGGUUUGUGAAAUGUUAUAUAUACAUACAGACAAUAGAUAAAUUUCUAUUUGAUUUGAUUUGAAUAGAACUGCAACUGAUUAAUAAUAGUUCAAGAACAAAACAUUUCACAUAUCAUUACUUUAUCCCUUAACAUGAAUCCUGCUGAAACCCAAAAUGGUUGACCUUUGACACCUGAGUAUACAUCCGAACUGGUGCAGCCAAAUCAGUAUACAGUCAGACCAGUGAAGUCAAACCUGUAUACAGUCAGACCUGUGCAGUCGAACCUGUAUACAGUCAGACCAGUGCAGUCGAACCUGUAUACAGUCAGACCAGUGCAGUCAAACCAGUAUACAGUCAGACCAGUGCAGUCAAACCAGUAUACAGUCAGACCAGUAUACAGUCAGACCAGUGCAGUCGAACCUGUAUACAGUCAGACCAGUGCAGUCGAACCUGUAUACAGUCAGACCAGUGCAGUCAAACCAGUAUACAGUCAGACCAGUGCAGUCGAACCAGUAUACAGUCAGACCAGUGCAGUCAAACCAGUAUACAGUCAGACCAGUGCAGUCAAACCAGUAUACAGUCAGACCAGUGCAGUCAAACCAGUAUACAGUCAGACCAGUGCAGUCGAAUCUGUAUACAAUCAGACCAGUGCAGUCGAACCAGUAUACAGUCAGACCAGUGCAGUCGAACCAGUAUACAGUCAGACCAGUGCAGUCGAACCAGUAUACAGUCAGACCAGUGCAGUCGAAUCUGUAUACAAUCAGACCAGUGCAGUCAAACCAGUAUACAGUCAGACCAGUGCAGUCGAAUCUGUAUACAAUCAGACCAGUGCAGUCGAACCAGUAUACAGUCAGACCAGUGCAGUCGAACCAGUAUACAGUCAGACCAGUGCAGUCUGAAUAAUGUAUGUGUUGUAUUUUGAUACUGAAAUCUCUUAAUCCAAAUUUGAUUGUUCCUAAUUGGAAGCUGAUCAAAUCCAUUAAUAAUCAGCAGGUGAUGUGUUAAAAAUAACAAGCAUCUAUGUAAACCAGAUCUGUUAUUUUUAGACAAGUAUUUGUAUUUAUUAUUUCUCUUAAUCCAAAUUUGAUUGUUCCUAAUUGAAAGCUGAUCAAAUCCAUUAAUAAUCAGCAGGUUAAAUGUUUAAACUAACAAGCAUCUAUGUAAACCAGAUAUGUUAUUUUAGACAAGUAUUUAUAUUUAUUAUUUUUCCUUAUGUGCUGUUUAAAAAAAUAAGACAUAGUCCCAGGAAAAAAUAAUUUUUUAUGUAAAAGCCUUGUUUAUUUUCAUAUUUCAUUUCAUACUUGAAUUCCAUUGGUAUUGUAUUGUUCUUGUUUUUACUCUGUUGCAAUUUUACUUUAUAUUAAUUGUCCAUUCAUGGUACAUUUUUAUUUGUAAAAUUUUAUACAUUUACAUAUUUAUGAAAGCACAUUGUUCUUUUUCAUUAUGUCCUCACUUGUCAGUUCAAAAACAUUUUUCAAACUGCUGGCACAUUCCAUUAUUUAUUAUUUUAUGAUACUCUUAAUUAACAAAAAUAAAAUCUUGUUUUAUACAUAAAUUCGUAUAUUAGGUAUCUUAAAUAUACACUGUAUAUAUGCUAUUACUUAUGUCAAGUUUUAAGGUCAUGAAAACCAUUUUGAUAUGUGUCCCAUUUCUUUAAAGUCCCAGUUUUGUACAUUUCCCACAAACCAUCACUGUUACUACUUAAAUGUCUAUGGUUGGGGAGAUAAAGAUGUCAGGUCCCGUGGUCAACUCCUCACUCGGGUGAGGGUGGCAAGCUUGAAGUUAAGAUGCAGGCUAUAAGGUGUCUGUCCCCAACUUGGGCUUGGGAGGUUCGACACCUACUCCGGUCACAGCCAUGUUUCACCAAAAUACACUUUUGGUUAGUUCCAGGAAACAGACAUAAAUGUGUUAAGUGUAAAAUGCAGGAAUUUAUUGUAACUAUUGAGCUGAAAUAAGCAUGUUUGAUCUGACCAGUGAUAUAUGGUGAUAAAUUAAUAGUUAAAACACAUGCAGUAUAAUGCUGAAUUAUUUGUUCGUGACUUAAUUUAACAUUUGAAUAUUUGCUAUAAAAUUAGUGUGACACAAACAACAUAUAUUGCAAAUUAACCAUUUAAAAAGGAAUAAAUUUAGAAAAAAAUGAAUGCAAAUAAAAUAAAUAAAAUAAUAAUGAUUCAGUUGUUUCAUAGCUUCUUUUCAGUUGACAUUAGUGUCUGUUUUUAUGUUUAAUGUUUUUAUGUUUUACUGUUGCUUCUGAAGAGAAAAUUUGAAACAUAUUUUGCAUAAUCCUCCAAAAAAAAUACCACUACUUAUAUUGUAACCAAACAGUUCUUCCUUUACAUUAUUUUUUGCAUUUGAAUAUGAAAUAGAUGAACUACUUUUAUAGGUGCUAUUUGUGAAAUUAAUCUUUCCUGUUAACUUCUAUGUAUGAAUAUAUGUAUUUUUUUAAGAGUACAAUUUAUGUUAGAAUGUUUUGUUCAACAAUUAUUGAAAUCGUUGGUUACUGAAUUGAUUGCAAUAACUAUAAUAUUGAGCCACGUCAUGACAAAACCAACAUAGUGCUUUUGCGACCAGCAUGGAUCCAGACCAGCCUGCGCAUCCGUGCAGUCUGAUCAGGAUCCAUGCUGUUCGCUUACCAACUCUAUUACAAGUAGAGAAACUGAUAGCGAACAGCAUGGAUCCUGAUCAGACUGUGCUUAUGCGCAGGCUGGUCUGGAUCCAUGCUGGUUGCAAACGCACUAUGUUGGUUUUGUCAUGAUGCGGCUCAUAUGUAUGUUUGUACUUUUUAUACAACAGUUUUAUGAGGAGGUUUGUUAUGUUAAUAUUCUUGUGUAAUUCAUACAUCGAUAUAUGUCAUAGUCUUGCAACAGGGUGCUCUGAGGAUCAGCGAGUUCAUUUACAAUGCCAAGAGCUUGUGCGUUUGGCAUAAAGCAAUGGAUUUCAUAUAGGCAAUCUAGGGCCAUCAUGGCCCUGUUGUAUUAAAUUUGGCUUGAAUGUACAUGUACAUAAGAAUCAGGAAAUGAGGAUUGACAUAUGCCAUGAUUUUACACUCAUUGGUUAUAGCUUCAAUAAAGUUAUAUGCAUAAUAUAUCUAUCUAUACAUAACAUUUGUUUAUUCUUUUUUUUCCAAGUAUGUUUUGUUUAGCUUUGGUUAUACUAUUUAUUGAAAAAGUUUGUUAUUUAUUGAGGGAGUCAUAUAUCGGGGUGGGUGAUCACGUGACAUUUUUUAUGGUAACAUUAGGUCCGUGUUAAUGGCUUGGCAUAUGACUUAAAGUGUUAUAACUAAUUGUCGUUGUGUCUGUCAAUAUUUUAAAUAAACAACACUCUUUAUAUUUCAACAAUUGAAAUAAUCUCCUUGUUCAGAAAUACAAAGUUUCAGACGUUAAAUUCAGUUUAUAAAUGCUUCAAAAUAGUCCUUCUUAGGUUAACUAGUUCCUUUCAAUAAAUGAAAAAUGGCCGACGUAAGUCCAUUUCUACACCUGUAAGAUGGUUUUUUUUCUGUCAGGGAAAGAGGAAAAUGUCAGAGUGUGCCAAGUGAGGAGAAUAUGGUAAACGGACAGUUACUCGUUUUUCUCGUAAAAAAUCAAUUAAAUUAAGAUGAACUUUAUGCUAUUUUGUGUUUAGUUAAGUACAGUAACAUUCAUUAAUAAAUUUGAAGUAAAUUGUGUAUAGACGAAUAUAAUAUGAACAUUAUAUUUAUUAUAAUUAGUAUAUAUACAAGGUGUGAGGCUUGUUUCUGAUGAAAUCUGAUUUUGGUAAAGGAAUAGAACGGGUACAGCUAGAUCAGACUAGACUAAGGGGAGCCCUUUAUUGGCCUGGCAGUUGGUCUGCGCUAAAUGUUCAAUGAAACUAGAAAUCAUUUUUCCAUGGUGUUUGGUUCAGCUAAUGUUUUUUCAGGCGAAUAUACAAGACCUCUGCUGCCUGUAUGAAACAAAGCCAGCCUAAAUGCUGACAACUCUGUCUACACAGUUGAUAUUAUUUAGGAGAUUUCUUCAAUACUUGUUGCACUUUAUUUCCAUAAUAUAACUGUGAAAGCCUAGACGAGUAAAAAGGCAAGAUUUUGAAAUAAUUUGAAUGUAGUUAUUGUGAUAAUAUAAGUAAGAUUUAAUUCUUUUCAUCCCAUUUUAUUUUUAGAUUUUUGAGAAUUGAUAAUACAUGUAUUGUUUUACAGAGAUUGGGAAUGUUUAUGGUUAUCAGAUUGUUUGAUUUGCGCCAUUUUCUUAUGUUACAUUCUUACCGCUUGAUUUCUGCUGUUUUUAUUUUAAAAGUUUUUACGCAGAUGUGUGUUUUUGACUAUUUUUUUUCACCUUUACCCUAUAAGAAACUAUUUUUUUUAAACAAUUCUUAAAAAAUAACGGAACACAGAAUUAAAACAGCAUUGGAUACCCAUGAUAUAGUUUCAUUAGUAUUUAUAUGUGAUCAUAUAAUGAGAACAAAUAUCUAUGUAACAAGGAGUUUAAACAAUAAAAUGGAGAACAAACUUA